CCAUGUCACACCUCUUUACUUUACCUCUUUGCUUUUACUGGCAGUUUGCCUAACUUCGUGCAUAAAGAGGACUAAAACAUGGGUAAACGGCACUAAAAUCCAAACCUGGUCUUCGUAUUCAUCGAAUAUGUCUUGCUCGCUCGAUUUUAUAUGGUAUGUAUUUAAAUCUCUUUCAUAACCUUACGGAAUUAGUUUGCUUUUAUGUUGGAUAAGUCAUACAAAAUACUUUAUUGAAUAAUGACUUGGUUUUGGAACUAUUAGAUUUUUAAAGGGAGCUCUCUUGAGGUUAUUUUAAAUGUAAAGCCUGUGUCUGAAAUGAAUUACUCCUCCAAGUGAACUGGACAGAACUAAACCAUGGAGAAUGUUACUUCAAUUCCAGAUAACCAGACGCUUGGUCAAUGGACUGAUUAUAGCAUGGAAUACAAAGUGGUCAGCAUAUUUUUUGUGAUUCUCAUCUGUGGGAUAGGAAUAGUUGGAAACGUUAUGGUGAUUCUAGUUGUUCUUACAACCAAACACAUGCGGACACCCACCAACUGUUACCUGGUGAGUUUGGCGGUGGCCGACCUGAUGGUUCUGACGGCGGCGGGACUGCCGAAUAUUACACAGAGUUUGUAUGGAGGAGGCUGGGUGUACGGAUACGUCGGGUGCCUUAGCAUCACUUAUUUCCAGUACUUGGGCAUCAACGCGUCCUCAUGCUCUAUCACCGCAUUCACUAUUGAGCGGUACAUAGCCAUCUGCCACCCCAUAAAAGCGCAGUUUAUGUGCACUCUGUCAAGAGCAAAGAAAAUCAUAGUGGUCGUUUGGGCUUUUACCUCGCUCUACUGCGCCAUGUGGUUUUAUCUGUCUGACAUGAACGAGUUGAUUUAUGACAAUAUUACCGUGGUCUCAUGCGAAUACAAAGUGUCAAGAAAUCUUUACCUGCCAUUUAUCUACUUCACGGACUUUGCCAUGUUCUACGUGGUGCCCCUCAUGCUAGCCACGGUUCUGUAUGGAUUUAUCGCUAGAAUUCUUUUCCUCAACCCAUUGCCGGCUGACCCCAAGGAAAACACAAAGUGGAAAAAAGAAUCAUGUCAAGGAAAUAGGAUGACGAGCGCCAACAAUUCAUCCUGUAGCACAACCAUCCGCUCUCGCAGGCAGGUGACUAAGAUGUUAGCUGUGGUGGUGGUGCUCUUUGCCCUCCUCUGGAUGCCCUACCGGACGCUGGUGGUGGUAAACUCCUUCCUGGACAAGCCUUACCUGGACCUCUGGUUCCUACUCUUCUGCCGCAUCUGCAUCUACCUGAACAGCGCCGUCAACCCUGUCAUCUACAACGCCAUGUCUCAGAAGUUUCGCACCUCCUUCAAGAAGUUGUGUCACUGCGGUCCGCAGCGAUUGGAGAAGCCGGCGUCUUACAGCUUGGCCCUGACCUACAGCGCCAUCAAGGACACAACCAAUGGAGAGAGCCCUGACCACUUCACUACCGAGAUGGAUGAGCUGGCCACACCCACACCCAGUGACCAGUUCCUGCCCAGCACCAAGAGGAUAUCAUUCGAGGACACCUCUCUGUCAGGCAGGCUUGCCCUUUGCACUGCCUGACGGAAAAAAGAACUCCAUUCAGGCAACAAUGAUUACCUGAAAGGAUCUUCUUAUCCUUAAGCUCUAGUUUGUGAAUUCAAAAUGGUCUCCAGCAGCAUACUUAAAAUUCUAUUCUAUAACUAAUUUUCGGUCGAGGAAUUUAUUUAAUAUUUGAGCAGUACAACGGCAAACAUUAAAUGCCAAAAAAUGUGUUGUUAACAGAGGAAGUACUACUUCAUUUCUUUAUCUAGCAUGGUGAAAAUAUAUUCUCCCCCCUCUCUGUAGCCAUCUUAGCACAAAGCACCCAAUUAUAGGCAUUGUUUAAAUCUGUCCUAAACAUUGUGUGACACACACAUUUAAUUUGCAAGGUAAUAAUCAUACUGCUUUCACAUACUGAACAACAGUUGUCAUCUCUGUAAAGUGUUUUCCUACAAGGGAAAUAUAACAAGGGAAAUAUGUUAUCCCUCUUUUUAUCUGGAGAGUUGUAGGCCAGGAACUCAGUGUGUGUGUGUGUGUUCGUGUGUGUGUUUUAAAGAUAAGCUCACUCUACAGGAGGAAUCAAACUGUCUGGGCUGUUGUUAAAACCACCCUGCUACCCUCCAUGUUUUAAAACAGCACAGAGAGAAUGUGAUCACUGACCACAUUUCCAAGGCAGAAUUCAAAAGGAGGCAGAGUAUCAAAACCAUCUCUGCUCAAGGGGUGUAAAUAUCCCACAUUGCUUUAAAUUGAAACCUGCCUGUCAGGGAAAUAGAGAUGAGGUGAGAUGAAGUUUAUUUAAAGGUUACAGAUGAUGAAAAGGACUGAUAACAAAGCAAUGACACGCCGGAUCUGUCAUCCGUUUGAUUCCUCAAUACCAUUUGACUUUAUCGUAACCUUAUUGGCUAAAAGGUUCACCCGAUAUGAAACGUUCCGCAGGGGCUAGUGUCAAAAAUGCAGCAUGGUUAAACAUCCUGCUGUACCUGUAAUGGACUACUGUGGUGUGGAUUCAAUCAACAAGUGUUGGAAGGUCCAGACCAGACCAAACAUUAUGUUGACAUCCCCAACAGCAGAUACUGAUGGUAGCAUUUCCCCAUAAUGGAUCCCCCCCCAAGCACAACCCACAGAGCAAAGGCGAGAUGAGAGGAUUCAACACUUUAUAGAUUUGACGGAGGCUGGUGAGUCAUGGUACAGCCAUAAAGCACGGGCACAGUGUCAAAAAAACGGAAUGAGCAUUGAUUUAAUUUAGGAAUAAAUAAGGAAAAAAUAGAAUGUUUGUUGUUGUUUAUUUUAUACUGAUGAAACGCCCUCUCUGUUCCUUUUAGGAUACUGUAAAAAUGCUUGCAAAUGAUUGUGCGUUGCCAUGUGAAAUUGAUGUACAUUUUCGAUGUACGUUUCAGAACUGUUUUCAAUUCAUACCUUUGUACCAUUUGCAUUGUGUCUGCCAGUAGAGCUAUUUUGUAAUAACGUAGUUUGUUUUGUUCAGUUUUAUUGUUUGUUCCCAUCAAUAUACAGUAUUUUACUAUGGAGCAAUCAAUGUGGAGCUACGCUCUACUUCUUUGGUAACACUACAACUACAGUAUGUUUCAAAGAAGGUAUGUGAAAUAAUGAUCUGUCCCUCUUGCACUUUCAUCUACUAUCUCCGUUGCACAGUUUCCACCAUUAGAGGGAGUGGUGCCUGGUAGCGAGUUUGCAGCAUGGACACUGUAAAACAAAUGAUGUUGUGGUGUGAUUUCAAAAAGACAGACAUCUAUGUGCAGUAUACAGUUAUUCUUCAGUCAGCAAUGUUGUGUAUCCUGGUCUCCCUUUGCUGGCAGUUCUCUGCAUUGUAAAAACUACCCUUGUUGUUUGGAUGGUUUGUGUUUUGUAUUUUGUAUUGUCAUUUGUCUACAAUAAAAUGAUCAUUGAUCAUG
Molecule: messenger RNA, 3443 nt
Organism: Oncorhynchus masou masou (cherry salmon)
Lineage: Eukaryota; Metazoa; Chordata; Actinopteri; Salmoniformes; Salmonidae
Product: thyrotropin-releasing hormone receptor-like
Exons: 2
Coding region: 355-1575 (406 amino acids)
Biological process (GO): phospholipase C-activating G protein-coupled receptor signaling pathway
Cellular component (GO): membrane
Molecular function (GO): thyrotropin-releasing hormone receptor activity
Source: RefSeq, a predicted model, not a curated record